ACUGCACGUAAAAAACCUCUAUUUAUUAAGUUACAAUUUAAUGGUGACUUAUAAAGUGAGGAUUUAUUCCAAAGACUUUCAAGGAGUAUACAAAGAACAUUUUAUGCAGCAAACCUAUGUUUGUCAUUCUCUAGCCGACGAAUGAUUCGGACGCAAACGAAGGAUAAGCUUGAUAGUUUCGCCACAUCUAUGUGCAUUUAUCAAUUCAACUGCACCUGCGGUGACAGUUAUGUUGGACGUACUACUAGACAGUUUAGCCAACGUGUUAGUGAACAUCUCCCAUCGUGGUGUUUUGGCAAAGGACAGACAAAAACAAUCCGUAACUCUAUUUUGUCACACUUAAUUGAUAGUGGUCAUGUAGUGGAGAAAACGACAGCCUUCAAAGUAAUUCAUCGUAUCCCACCGAAUCUUUCCAAUAGACUUCGUAUUCGUCUACUGCACGCACACAGCUGAGGCGAUAGACAUUCGAACUAUUAAACCUAAACUAUGCAUUCAAAAGAUGAAGUUCUUUCAGCCAUUAUCUCUCCCUUGUUGGCCUAUUAAGAUAUAACCAACUAAU
Molecule: messenger RNA, 559 nt
Organism: Trichobilharzia szidati
Lineage: Eukaryota; Metazoa; Platyhelminthes; Trematoda; Strigeidida; Schistosomatidae
Source: the annotation of a GenBank genome assembly